AUGACAUCCCAAACCCCCGAGAAAACAUUCAGCAGCGGCGUUGCUGUGAUAACAGGAGCCGGAGGUGGUUUGGGUUCCAGUCUGGCUCGGCAUAUUGCCUCAUUCGGAAUGGCCGUCAUCAUCGCCGACAUCGACCUCGAACGCGCCGAAGAAGUGGCUUCUGACAUUAGGGCCGCCAAUGGGAAAGCAGAAGCAAGAAGUGUCGACCUAUCGCGACCUGAUGAGCUGGAUGCACUAGCUACAUACGUUCACACUCAAUAUGGAGAUGUUACGCUGCUCAUCAACAACGCCGCGAUCGAGACCUUGGGCUCACUAUGGGAACUAUCUUCCGCCCGGUGGGAGACUACACUGAAUGUCAACAUCCACGGCCCUAUUCAUGGUGUUCGGGCCUUUCUACCCCACAUAAUGGCAUCCGGGAAGGAAUGCUGGAUCGCUAAUGUUUCGAGCGUCGGGGCGUUUACCACUAUCCCAGGCCAAUCAGCAUAUGCCAUCACGAAGCACGCCGUGCAAGCCUUCACCGAGUCACUACAUGUAGAAUUGAGGUCUCAAAAGACGCCCAUACAUGUCAGCUCUGUCAUUCCAGGUCUGCUGAAUACUGGUAUCUUCGACCGUGCUCAGAGAAAUACGUCAACGGUUGAUCCCGCUUGGGAGAGACAUCGAAAGCUAAUGGCUGAGAUGGCGCGGGAGAAGGGAAUGGGAAUUGAAGAAGCGAGUCGUAUCAUUGUGGAACAGAUUGCAGAGGGGAAGCUCUGGGUGUGUACCCAUCCAGCUGUCAUGACUGAGAUUUUGCAACAGAGGAUUCAGUACUAUGAGGGCCAGGGAGAGCCUAAUAUUCCGCCAGCAUAG
Molecule: messenger RNA, 846 nt
Organism: Fusarium tjaetaba
Lineage: Eukaryota; Fungi; Ascomycota; Sordariomycetes; Hypocreales; Nectriaceae
Product: 20beta-hydroxysteroid dehydrogenase
Exons: 1
Coding region: 1-846 (281 amino acids)
Cellular component (GO): membrane
Molecular function (GO): oxidoreductase activity
Source: RefSeq, a predicted model, not a curated record